Molecule: messenger RNA, 953 nt
Organism: Juglans microcarpa x Juglans regia
Lineage: Eukaryota; Viridiplantae; Streptophyta; Magnoliopsida; Fagales; Juglandaceae
Product: U6 snRNA phosphodiesterase
Exons: 6
Coding region: 70-933 (287 amino acids)
Biological process (GO): U6 snRNA 3'-end processing
Cellular component (GO): nucleus
Molecular function (GO): 3'-5'-RNA exonuclease activity
Source: RefSeq, a predicted model, not a curated record
UUUUUUUUUUGUUAAAAGUGGAAAGGAGAAUAAUGUAAGGGGCAGAGGGAGAGAAAGAGAGAGAGGGUGAUGGAGGCACUUGCCGCACUGCAAGCCUCAUAUGGAGGAGACGCUUCCUCCGAUUCGGACACUGAUGACGCAACUCCAGUCCCUACCAACUCCAAGGAAUCCCCAAGCCCUUUGCCCCCACCUCCUCUCUUCCUUAACCCUUCCAAUUCCACUCCCGUCGGGACAAUGGACUGCCUGCAAGCUGGACAGGCCGCUAGAGUUAGGAGCUUUCCCCAUGUAGAAGGGAACUACGCUUUACAUGUGUACAUUCCUGUUUACAUACCAUCUGUACCAAAGAAGGAGCUGACCUUGUUUUUGAAGAAGCUAGCAUCUCUUGUACCUGGCCUUCAUGUUGUUGAUGUUGAUGUUCCCCUUAACAGUCUCUAUAAGGAUGAUCACAAGCUUGAACAAGUUGCCCUAGGAAGGGAAUUCCACAUUAGUUUGGGAAGAACUGUUCCCAUUCGGGCGCACCAGAUUGAUUCAGUGGUGGCAAUGCUUCGGCAGAAGCUUCAAUUCCAGAAGCGGUAUUGGAUUGAUUUUAGUAAGUGGCAAGUUUUUGUUAACGAUGAUCAUACACGUACCUUUUUAUCAAUGGAAGUUAUUACAGGAGGAUUAGCUGAGAUAAGAAAGCAAAUUCACUCUGUUAAUGAAGUUUAUAAGCUUCACAACCUUCCUGAGUUCUAUAAGGAUCCGCGGCCACAUAUAUCCUUAACUUGGGCAUUGGGUGACAUCAGCGAUUCCCUAGAGAGGGUGGUUGAAGAAGAAAUUAGGAGAUUCAAUGUUGGGAGCUCAUUACAUAAACGCAUUUUUACCAGUAAGUUUGGUGGUAUCGAGUGUAAGAUUGGUAAUAAAACAUAUAAGAUAUGUAAAUUUCAAGAUGAAUAACUAAGCCUCGUGAUUGAAUA